Molecule: messenger RNA, 610 nt
Organism: Fomitiporia mediterranea MF3/22
Lineage: Eukaryota; Fungi; Basidiomycota; Agaricomycetes; Hymenochaetales; Hymenochaetaceae
Exons: 3
Coding region: 1-426 (141 amino acids)
Molecular function (GO): carbon-sulfur lyase activity
Source: RefSeq, a predicted model, not a curated record
AUGUCCUCCGACUCAGGAACCGCUGCGCCUGAAGCACCAUCGGUGGGACAAUAUCCUGAAGGAGCCGAGAUCGAAACAUUCAAGGGCAGCUGCAACUGCGGCAAAUUUACGUUUGAAUUUCAACAUCCUUCGCUGCAUGUAAAGAAACCCAUAUCGUGCAACUGCACAUUCUGCACCAAGACCGGAGGCGUUAAUGUUGUCGCUCUCGAGAGUUACUUUUGCCUCAACGGAGGCCCAAAGAGCUGGGAUGAUAUAGGGAAAUUCGUAAAGAAGAACAAGGCUUUCACACAGCAUUUUUGCCCACAAUGCGGGUGUUGGAUGUUCUGGACGGGGAUGGGUCUCGUUGGAGUCAACAUUCGUAUGUUUGAUGGCAUUGAAGUAGACAAGUUGAGCAUAGACCAUUUUGACGGGAGAAAUAAGCUAUAAACAGUGCCACAGCAUAUUUGUUGUCUAAUACUUCUCGACACAACAAUAAUUCAUUCCUUGACUAUCUACCCCUACUCUUACAAACAAAAGUUGACAUUUAUUCGCGUAAAACCAAAUUUGACCUUUCCAUCGUACAAGUACGUGAAUCUCGAGCGUCUAUGUACAGGGAUUAUAUGUAUGUGCG